Melampsora larici-populina 98AG31 is the source of this 1632-nucleotide messenger RNA. RefSeq lists its product as uncharacterized. NCBI's taxonomy places the organism in Eukaryota, Fungi, Basidiomycota, Pucciniomycetes, Pucciniales, Melampsoraceae. Bases 1 to 1632 code for a protein of 543 amino acids. Gene Ontology annotation, cellular component: membrane. Gene Ontology annotation, biological process: transmembrane transport. Gene Ontology annotation, molecular function: transmembrane transporter activity. The transcript is spliced from 12 exons. The record is from RefSeq and is a predicted model, not a curated record.
AUGUCGCCCGCCGAAGUUGCGCCGGCCUCUUUGACCUCUGUCUCAUUAUCGAAUUCGUCUUUGAGGCCACGCGCACCCAUAGCGGUAGAUUCGGAAAAUCUCCCGUUGAAGCAGACACCCCUCAAGCUGAACGACCCGACAAUAAACCAAUCGGCGCUUCCGAGCACGAAACAGACACUGGCUUCCAACGCAACGGAAAAGCCCUUCCAUUAUAUUUUUGAAGAUAGCCCCCGAGUAUAUAUUCCUGGGAGUGAAGAAGAUAAAAAGCUGGUCCGCAUUAUCGACUUGCACAUUUUGCCUUGUAUAUGUUUUCUGUACCUAUUGAACUACCUCGACCGGUCAAGUAUCGGGAAUGCAAGAAUUGGGGGCAUGGAAAAAGAUCUCGAGCUUAGCUCAGCAGAUUAUUCUUUGGCUGUAUUGAUAUUUUUUGUCGGAUACCUAUUAGCCGAAAUUCCAAGUAAUAUGUUGUUGACAAGAGUUCGACCCUCCAUCUUCAUUCCCCUUAUCACUUUUGGUUGGGGACUGAUAGCCACAGUAUUUUCUGUGGUGAAAACCAAAGAGGGAUUGAUUGGGGUCCGCUUUGUCUUGGGAUUUAUGGAAUCCGGAUUUUUUCCCGGUGUACUCUUCCUCCUGUCCUCAUGGUAUAGGAAAACCGAACUGGCCAAAAGAAUUGGAAUCCUUUAUACUGCAUCAAUCUUAGCGGGUGCUUUUGGCGGACUCAUCUCUGGUGGUGUGAUAACAGGACUUAAUGAGGCUCGAGGCAUCCGUGGAUGGAGGUGGCUCUUUAUCAUUGAGGGAGCAAUCACAAUGUUCGCGUCGAUGGUGGCUGUAUUCUUCAUGCCUGACUGGCCUUCCAAUACGAAAUGGCUCACUCCGGAGCAACGUGCGCUCGCAGCAGCUAGAUUGGCUGCAGACCGGCCAGCUCACGCAGAUCCACGACUCACCUUGACUCAUCUACAAGCUUUCAAGGCCGCUGUGACAGAUUGGAGAGUUUAUUUGUUCUGUUUAAUGGAUUUGAUGAUCACCAGCGAAACAACCAUUUCUUACUUCAUUCCCACCAUCACUAGAACCCUUGGAUAUAAGGGUCAGAUGGCUCAGUUCAUGACUGUGCCAAUAUAUAUAUGCACAUUUGUAGGUGUCUUGGCCAAUUCACUCUCGGCCGACUUUUUCAAUGAUCGCGUCUUCCACGUAGCGAUUCCAACCGCGGUUGCUGGAGUGAUGUAUGCAAUAUGUGCUGGAAUUAGCAAUUCGGAGGCUCGGUACGGUCUCAUAUGUAUAGGAUAUGCAGCGACUUUUGGCGCUCUCCCUGUUGUGCUCGCAUGGCUUUCAAGAGAGCUGAAUUAUCCCGAUUCAAAACGCGCUAUCUCACAAGCUCUUGUGAAUUCUGUUGGUAAUUCAGCAUCCAUCUAUGGUAGUUUUCUAUGGUCUGAUGCACCCAAGUUUACCCAUGGAUUUGUAGCAAAUUCAGUCUUUUGCUUCACUUGUUCCAUCAUUGCAAUCAUUGGCCAUCUUCUCUUUACCAAAUACCCAUCUAUGACAACGCAGUUGCAACGUGAUGCAGAAUUAUCAAUCGAGAUUCAACCCACUAAUACUCCGUUGGAUGAACGCAAAGACGUGAAAUCUUCAAUCUAG